Colletotrichum navitas is the source of this 1018-nucleotide messenger RNA. RefSeq lists its product as uncharacterized. Gene Ontology annotation, molecular function: maleylacetoacetate isomerase activity; glutathione transferase activity. The record is from RefSeq and is a predicted model, not a curated record. The coding region runs from base 130 to 846 and encodes 238 amino acids. Lineage: Eukaryota; Fungi; Ascomycota; Sordariomycetes; Glomerellales; Glomerellaceae. Gene Ontology annotation, biological process: glutathione metabolic process; L-phenylalanine catabolic process. The transcript has 3 exons.
CUCUUAUCUGGCUACAUAUCUCAUUCCUUUCAACGUCGACAUAAACAGCGCUUACUCCAUAUUUCCAUUCACGUUUUACAACUACAUUGCAAAGAUUUUCUUCGAGAUCCGCACGUGGCAGAAUCCAUCAUGAGUGGCAAGCUCAUUCUCUUUGAUAUUCCUGACAAAAAUGGACGGGCAUGGUCCUUCAACGUCUUCAAGACCCGCUUGGCAUUGAAUUACAAGGGCAUAGAUUACGAAACUGAAUGGCUCGAGUACCCGGAUAUCAAGGGUAGACUCGAAGCCACAGGCGUCGAGCCCUGGGCUGACGACCAAACAACCCACACUUGCCCUGCGGUCAAGUUUCCCGACGGAACGUAUGUCAUGGACAGCGCGAAAAUCAUCAAACACCUCGAGGAGAGAUAUCCCGAUAAGCCACUCCGACCUGACAGCGAGGAAGCGCAGGCCGCAUCGCAACUCAUGAGGAGGCUCUGGGGUCCGUUGCAGCCCGUAAUGAUGCCCGAGGUUUACCGAACAAUUCUCGGUGAGAAAAGCCAGCCUUUUUUCUGGGAUACGAGAAAGAAGGAUCUAGGGAUGACAAUUUACGAAUUCGAGGACAAGUACGGCGGUGAAUUGGCCUGGGGCAAGGCCAAGCAGGCGAUCGACGAUGCUUCCGCUCAGCUGAACAAGACGGCAGGGCCAUUCUUUCUCGGCAAGCAGGUCUCCUAUGCCGACUUUAUCUACGUCGGCCUGCUGGAAACUAUGAAAAAGUAUACCCCAAAGCACUACCAGCGUGUUGUUGAACAAGCACCUGCUUUGCAAAAGUUACACGACGCCUGUGCUCCGUGGUUAGAGCGAGACUACUAAGAAUAUUCGACACUGCAGUCAACCACGACAACUUUGGCACUAACACGUAAUGCAGCUUCUAAUGACAUUUGGGAUUCAGUGAUGACUUUAUACGAUAGCAAAUAGAUGAUCAUGACAGACUUACAAUUAUACAUGUGUCACAUGAUAAAACAAUACCAUUAGUUACGUGGGC